UCUGAUAAAAAAUAACUAACAAUUUAAGACUAUAUUUCAAACAAACACACCCUCACCCAAUAUACAUUGAGAAACAAAGAAAAUAUUUGCUUCCAAAAACCGUUCAGGUGUUUGACAAUCUUCGUGAUAUUUCAGCGGCGGGAAAACAUUGAAAGCAAUCGAGAACCUGGCACCCACACAGCCUCACAAAUUCCGCCUCAAGAUCGCUUUGAAACGUAGAGCAGCGAAUAAUCCAAAGAUGAAUGAUCAGCCUACGGAUAAUUCACAGUUCGACGCGUGGCUACGGGAAAAUAAAGACCCGAAAAAGGUUAUACAGUCACUGUGGUCUGAAGAGACCUGGGCAAAUACUGAUAGUGAUGGCACUACAGUUGCUUGUCUGUGCAUGGCGGUCCGUUGCGGGUAUGGCAAACAGGUGCAGCAGAUGAUAGAAGAACGCCCAAUCCUUCUAUCUGCCAUUAACGCUGCUACAGGCUUAACACCGCUAGCAACUGCUGUUUUAAAGGGUGAUACCAAUAUGGUGGGUAUUCUGUUAGUCCGAGGAGCAGACUUGGAGCAGCGUUCGAGUAUCGGACGUACACCACUACACCUAGCCGUUUUAACUGGACACAGCUUACUCGUAGAACUACUUCUAGAUCAUGGCGCUGAUAUACAGGCUCGAGAUAUAAACCACCUUGGCGUGGAGCACCUUGCAGUCGACUCUUGUAAUCUAGAAACACUAAGAUUUGUGCUGGACCGAGGAGACCUCAAUGUCACGGAUAGUAAUGGAUGGACACCGCUAUUCAGAGCUAUUUGUCAAGGAGCAAGCACGAGUGUUAUAGAGGAGUUAGUAAAACGUGGAAGUCAUUUGGAGGUGACUGACCGUGCUGGCCUUACUCUAGUUUCUGCAGCCAGACUUCUCACUGACAAACAUGGUAGGCGACGUGACUCGGUUUUGCGAUUGGUGGACUCACAGUAUCAACACGAGAAGGUGGUAGCCAGCUUCACUCGGGUCACCAAGAAGAUUUCCAGUGUUCAAGCACUGCGUACUAAUAAGUGACGCCUUUUUUUAACUUAAGUUAUAUUCUAUAACAAUAACAGCCGAUAUUGUACAUACAUGUGAUAUGCACGGUUGUUAUAGAUAUAUAUAAAUUAAGAACCCGUUCAAUAAUGAUUAUAAAAGUUGCAAAUCUACGCAAAUAGGUAGAGUUUUGUUGUGGUUUCAAUUAAUUAAUAAAAAUUGACCACUAUAGUUUUGAUGAUAAUAAAUACAAUCAUACAAACAAAGAGAACAUUUAAUAAAUACGCGUUUAUAUAGGUAAAAUAAGUGCUAUUUAUAUUUGUAGGACUGUCGUCAUCUACUGGCAAAAAGAAUUUGCAUAUCCAAUAAGCACAUUAAUGAUUUAACCCACUCCUAUAUGUGAUGUAAUUCUCACAGCUCUUGGAAUUCGGAGUCUUACUUUUGCGUCAUUUGGUUAUUUUUAACAAUAAGACACGAUUAUAACAUU
Molecule: messenger RNA, 1484 nt
Organism: Pieris napi
Lineage: Eukaryota; Metazoa; Arthropoda; Insecta; Lepidoptera; Pieridae
Gene: flip
Product: ankyrin repeat domain-containing protein 50
Exons: 7
Coding region: 239-1036 (265 amino acids)
Molecular function (GO): protein binding
Source: RefSeq, a predicted model, not a curated record